AUGCUCGCUAUCAAGAGUAUCAUCUUUGUGGCCGUGGCCGUGCUCGUGGUUUUGUCUCUGAUAGGCACGUCUCUAGGUCAUGGAACCAGUUAUACCUCCGUCCAUAACAAGCAUGGAGGCAAGUAUGAGUACAAGAUAGAGCACAGCAAGCACGGUCACUGGAGUGGCCACGCCCACCCUCACGGUUACGGAGGCUUCGGUGAAAAACACCACCGACGCUGAAGAAAAUCUGCCAACCCCUCCCUUCUAGUCCCUCAUUAUAAUUAA
This is a messenger RNA of Homalodisca vitripennis (glassy-winged sharpshooter), 267 nucleotides long. RefSeq lists its product as uncharacterized. The coding region runs from base 1 to 222 and encodes 73 amino acids. The transcript is spliced from 3 exons. NCBI's taxonomy places the organism in Eukaryota, Metazoa, Arthropoda, Insecta, Hemiptera, Cicadellidae. The record is from RefSeq and is a predicted model, not a curated record.